AUGCCGCCAAAAAAAACUGCCAAGACCUCAGAGGCCAAAAAGCCCGCAGAAACUAAAACCAAAAAAACAACCAAAACAACGAAGGCUGCCACUAAAACCAAGGCAACCCCUAGGACCAAAAAAACCGCGACAAAGAAAAAAGUUGUAGAAGAGGAAACUCCAGUAACUGAGUUGGAAGGUACAACAGAAUCGGAGCCAGUAUCCGAAGAUGUCGUUGAGAAGACCCAGCAAACAGAGGAAUCGCUGGAAGAGCCACCAACAGAGGGAACAAGCCCAGCUGUGGGAGAAAACAAUGCCGAGGAGGCGAAGGAAUCAGUGGACGACGAGAAAAUAAACGCACACAGAAUAUUUAUAACGAGAAUACCCUUUGACGCAACCAAGGACGACUUGGAAGAAUACUUUAAAAAGUUUGGCACAGUAUACGACGCAUACUGUCCGAAACAGAGCAACUACUCUACACUUAACAAAGGGUUCGGAUUCAUAUCGUUCGAUAGCGAGGAGACAAUACAAAAGGUCUUUGAAACAUCGCCACACGUAAUCAUGGGCCGCGAAGUUAUAGUGGAUAGAGCAACAGGAACUAAAUUUCACACAGGAGCAGGAGCAGGAAACGCAAAUGGAUCAGCAGCAGGCGCAAAUCAACUUAAGAGGCCACCACCACCACCACCAAGAAGAUACAGAGAGUAUCAAGACAACCAUAGGUUUAAAAGACAUUUUGAGUCACAUAUGGAAUACCCGAACAAGUACCCGAGAAGAGAUAGACACUACGACAGAGAUGUGUAUAACCAUAAUAUCCCACCCUACAGACAGAACUCAGCAACAUUUGACCCGAACAAGUCAGUCAGCUACGUGUUCUCAGCAUCAAGAACAGAAAACAGAAACCACGAGCAGUACCGAACAUACCAAAGUACGCCAAAGACAAGAGAAAGAAACGCACCGAAGCUGUUCGUAGGAAGAAUAGGAUAUGACACCACAGUACAGACCUUGAGGUCGUAUUUCUCGCAGUUCGGCGACGUAGUAGACGUGUAUAUACCAAGAGAUGCCCAGACACAGAAGAGCAAGGGGUUCGGAUUCCUUACGUUCGCAAACAAAAACUCAAUACAUACAGUCCUUGACCCGAGCCUCAAGCACGUCCUGGAAGGAAGAGAUAUCAUAGUCGACUACGCAGAAGCAAACAACAGAAGAAUGUAA
This is a messenger RNA of Theileria orientalis strain Shintoku, 1188 nucleotides long. Its product is annotated as DAZ-associated protein 1. Bases 1 to 1188 code for a protein of 395 amino acids. The transcript is spliced from 6 exons. The record is from RefSeq and is a predicted model, not a curated record. Lineage: Eukaryota; Apicomplexa; Aconoidasida; Piroplasmida; Theileriidae. Gene Ontology annotation, molecular function: RNA binding.